AUGGAAGACGUCGCAAAUAUUUCUCCUGCCAAAAAAAAUCCAAGAGGAAAAUUCGUUGGCACUGCUCAAAAGAAAAUAACUAUUAAUGUAUACAAGGAUAAAAUCAAACAACAGCUCGAAAAUCCAGAGAUGCCCAGAUUGUCGUUCAGGGACCUUAUCGUUGCCAUUUCAAAAACCACUGGUAUUGGGCAACGUACAAUUCAAACUACAUUGGGAGAGUACAAGAAGGAAGGUACAGUGUCAUCGCCCAACAAAAGAAAAGUGAGACCUACGGUACUUCAAAAAGUGGACGAAUUCGACAAAAAUGCCAUUAGGCAAAAAAUUCACAAUUUUUGGAGAAACCGUGAGGUGCCAGCAGUUCCAAAAAUGUUAAUUGCCAUCAAUGAAGACGACUCAUUACCAAAUCUGAAACGUACGUCUUUCCAAUUAAUAUUAAAAGAUUUACAAUUUGAGUAUGUCAAGAAAAAUCGCAACAGUGCUCUUCUCGAAAGAGAAGAUUUAAUAUCUUGGCGCCGAAAUUAUUUGUUAAAAAUAAAGCAUUACCGAGCACAGAACAGGCCAAUAUAUUACUUAGACGAGACGUGGGUCAAUGCAGGCGAGACGCAUAGCAGAACGUGGGUUGAUACAACAGUCGCAUCAACACGAGAUGCCCACCUGAGAGGUCUCACCACAGGACAAAAUGCACCCUCCGGCAAAGGUAAGCGUCUCAUUGUAUUACACAUCGGGUCGUCAGACGGUUUUGUUCCGGGGGGCCUUUUGUGUUUCGAAUCCAAGACCAAUUCUGCGGAUUAUCAUGACGAAAUGAAUGGCGAUGCGUUUUACGAAUGGUUUGUUAAGACCCUGCCAUUACUUAAACCGAACGCCAUCAUCGUCAUGGAUAAUGCUUCAUACCAUUCCGUAAAAAAACAGAAAAUACCAGUGAGGUCUUGGAGAAAACAAGCUAUAAUUGAUUGGCUUGAGAAUAAAGUGUACAAAAUAAAAAAAUAUCACGACACAUACGUAAUCGAUGAGUACGCAAAAGAUAACGGCAAACUCGUAUUGCGAUUACCUCCAUAUCACUGCGAGCUAAAUCCCAUCGAGCUCGCGUGGUCGUCCGUGAAAAGUUAUGUCCGGACGCAUAACACCACCUUCAAAUUAAAGGACGUAAUGGAAUUGUUAAAAAAAGCCGUGGAACACGUAAGUCCGGAUAUGUGGAAAAAUUUUAUUGAACAUGUUAAAAAGGUGGAAGACAAGUUUUGGGACUUGGAACAUAUUACCGACGAAAUAAUGGACGAGCUACCCGAAGAAGAUGAACGUCAUGUUCUCACGAUAGGAACAGGAGAUACAAGUUCUUCUGAUUGUGACUCUGAUUGA
Messenger RNA from Metopolophium dirhodum (rose-grain aphid), 1353 nucleotides. RefSeq lists its product as uncharacterized. The record is from RefSeq and is a predicted model, not a curated record. NCBI's taxonomy places the organism in Eukaryota, Metazoa, Arthropoda, Insecta, Hemiptera, Aphididae. The transcript has 3 exons. The coding region runs from base 1 to 1353 and encodes 450 amino acids. Gene Ontology annotation, molecular function: nucleic acid binding.